AUGGCUACAAAAAAUGAAACACGUAUCAGUAACUUUAUCUUGCUUGGACUGUCUUCUGAAUUUCAGCCAUUGUUAUUUGGAAUAUUCAUCAUAAUUUACCUCUUCACUUUGAUAGGGAAUACAAUGAUAAUUAUAAUAGUGUCCUUAGAUUCCCAUCUUCAUACACCUAUGUAUUUUUUCCUUAGAAGCUUAUCUGUCACAGAAAUGCUGUACACCUCUGUAACUGUGCCUCGGAUGCUCAGAGACUUCUUGCACAAAGACAAAGAAAUCUCCCAUAUAAGCUGUGCAGCACAGUUCUACUUCUUCUGCUGUUUAGGUGCCGCUGAAUGCUUUAUACUUGCUUUCAUGGCUUAUGACCGAUAUUUAGCUAUUUGCCAUCCUCUUCACUAUAUGACAAAAAUGACAAAAAAUAAGUGUCUAUAUUUUUCAUUGGGAUCAUGGCUGAGCGGUUUAGUUUUGCCUCUGGGCAACAUCAUUAUGGUCUUUGGACUACCAUUUUGUAAUUCAAAUAUUAUUGACCAUUUCUUUUGUGACAUAUUACAGGUCAUACAUUUGGCAUGUGCUGAGGUGCCUCCAAGUACUCUAGUUGUAGUUAAGUUAUAUGUUUUAAUUUAUUCAUUUUUGGUUAUACCCUUACCUUUUAUGCUAAUUCUUUUGUCCUAUACUCGCAUAUUUAUUAGUAUACUCCGGAUACGCUCUACAGCUGGACGUAAAAAGGCUUUUUCUACAUGUGGUUCUCAUCUCAUGUCUGUGAGUCUGUUCUUUGGAUCAGCUACCAUAACAUACUUAAGAACAGAAGCCAUUAAAACUUAUGGGGGCCCCAAAGUAUGGUCACUUCUGUUCCUUGUUUUUGUGCCUAUGCUAAAUCCCUUGAUAUAUAGUUUGAGGAACAAUGAAAUUAAAAUUGCAUUAAAGAAGCUUGGGCAUAAAGCUUUCUCUGGAGUUUACUCAAAAUCGAUUUUGUAA
This is a messenger RNA of Hyla sarda, 966 nucleotides long. RefSeq names its product olfactory receptor 10A7-like. The transcript has a single exon. The coding region runs from base 1 to 966 and encodes 321 amino acids. The record is from RefSeq and is a predicted model, not a curated record. Gene Ontology annotation, molecular function: olfactory receptor activity; G protein-coupled receptor activity. Gene Ontology annotation, cellular component: membrane. NCBI's taxonomy places the organism in Eukaryota, Metazoa, Chordata, Amphibia, Anura, Hylidae. Gene Ontology annotation, biological process: G protein-coupled receptor signaling pathway.